Molecule: messenger RNA, 3456 nt
Organism: Momordica charantia (bitter melon)
Lineage: Eukaryota; Viridiplantae; Streptophyta; Magnoliopsida; Cucurbitales; Cucurbitaceae
Biological process (GO): carbohydrate metabolic process
Source: RefSeq, a predicted model, not a curated record
UUCCAUCAGAAUUUGGUUUCCAUUUCCACUGUGUGAGCCUUUUCUCUCCAAUGGCUUCAAAACCCACCUCCCGUAUUUCCGAAAACUGGCGAAUGAGUCAAACCCCAGCACAAAAUGACAUCACAUCCGUGAUCCUCACUUGUCUCCACACGCUCUCUCUCAACCCCAUUUAUCGAAAAAUACCUUUUAGAAUUUUAGUUCGGUUUGAUUACUUUUCAGUAUAUUUCGAUAAACCGAGUAAUUUGCUUUUCACUUAACAUUUCUUGCCUUUCACGAGAUGGCUUGAGAUGUAGCUUGAUUUGUGGGGCUCUCUCUGUUUUAUCUGUAUAUAUAGGACCUCACAUGUGCCUGUUCUUAUGUUCUCCUUAAGCUUUGCUUUUCAUUGUUCAUUUUUUUGAUUAGAUGUUCCUGAAUGUGAGGUUCCCCUUGUGUCUUGCGUUCUAGGUUACGUUCUUUCUGGAAAUUUCUGGGUUUUGCAUUCUGGGUUUAUUGUUAAUGACCGAAUGCUUUUGAUUCUUUAGCUGGGUUAUUUUCGAAGUGCCGGUUUUAUGGCGCCUUGAUCUUAUCCCCUUAUUGAAAGAUUUGGCUUCUAUUUCUCAUUAUUUACACCCAGAUUUGAUAUAAUAUAUAUUUUUCCUUGUCCUAUAUUUGGUAAGUAUGAAAAUUUCUCAGUCUCUUAAAAUGUGGGCAGUUCUAGUGACCUUAAUGGUAUUUAUGCUCUGUCGUGGUGAUUCUCUUAAGGAGUGUACAAACACUCCUACUCAACUCGGAUCACAUACUUUUAGAUAUGAACUAUUAUCAUCACAUAAUGGAACGUGGAAGGAAGAGAUGUUUUCUCACUACCACUUGACACCAACUGAUGAUUUUGCGUGGUCGAGUUUGUUACCAAGAAAGGUGUUGAAGGAAGAAAAUGAAUUUAAUUGGGCAAUGGUGUAUAGACAAAUGAAGAAUAAAGAUGGGACUCAAGUUCCUGGCGGUUUGCUCAAGGAAAUUUCAUUACACGACGUACGGUUGGAUCCAAACUCGUUCCAUGGAAGGGCUCAGAUGACAAAUUUGAAGUAUCUACUGAUGUUGGAUGUGGACAGGUUGCUCUGGAGCUUUAGGAAGACUGCUGGUUUGCCUACACCUGGAGAACCGUACCUCGGGUGGGAAAAAUCAGACUGCGAGCUUCGUGGUCAUUUUGUAGGGCACUACUUAAGUGCAUCGGCCCAAAUGUGGGCAAGCACUGAUAACCCUGUUCUCAAAGAGAAGAUGUCUGCAAUAGUUUCUGGUUUGGCAACUUGUCAGGACAAAAUGGGCACGGGCUACCUUUCUGCUUUUCCCUCUGAAGAGUUCGAUCGUUUUGAAGCUAUUCAACCUGUCUGGGCACCAUAUUACACCAUCCACAAGAUAUUGGCAGGAUUAUUGGAUCAUUAUACUUUUGCUGGUAAUUCUCAAGCUUUGAAAAUGGUAACAUGGAUGGUCGAGUACUUCUACAACCGUGUUCAGAAUGUCAUAACAAAGUACACUGUAGAGAGACACUAUCGGGCACUCAAUGAAGAGACUGGUGGCAUGAAUGAUGUGCUCUACCGGUUGUACAGAAUAACAGGAAAUGCAAAGCAUUUAUUAUUAGCACACUUAUUUGACAAACCGUGCUUUCUAGGAAUUCUUGCUGUACAGGCUGAAGAUAUUUCAGGUUUCCAUACCAACACACAUAUCCCAAUUGUUGUUGGAUCUCAAAUGCGGUAUGAAGUCACUGGUGAUCCUCUGUAUAAGGAAAUAUCUACAUAUUUCAUGGACAUUAUUAAAUCCUCCCAUAGCUAUGCAACAGGAGGGACGUCAGUUCAUGAGUUCUGGACGGACCCUAAGAGAUUGGCAGAUACUCUAGGAACAGAGAAUGAAGAAUCAUGCACAACCUACAACAUGCUUAAGGUCUCCCGCAACCUAUUUAAAUGGACCAAGGAAAUAGCAUAUGCAGAUUAUUAUGAGCGGGCUCUUACAAAUGGGGUGCUGAGCAUCCAAAGAGGAACUGACCCCGGGGUAAUGAUUUACAUGCUUCCGUUAGCUCGUGGAAGUUCUAAAGCCAAAAGCUACCAUGGAUGGGGAACCCCAUUUGAAUCUUUUUGGUGCUGCUAUGGCACAGGAAUUGAAUCAUUCUCGAAGUUGGGUGAUUCCAUAUAUUUUGAGGAGGAAGCACAAGCUCCUACGCUUUAUGUCAUCCAAUAUAUAUCAAGUUCUCUUGACUGGAAAUCAGGGAAUGUUUUGCUUAAACAGGAAGUUGCUCCCAUUCAUUCAGAAGAUCCAAACCUCAGGAUGACGAUGAUGUUUUCUCCCAAGGGAUCAGUCCAGUCAUCUACAAUUAAUUUGAGAAUUCCAAGUUGGACAACUGCAAAUGACGCUAAAGUAACACUCAAUGGUCAGAGUUUGGCAAUCAGCCCAAAUGUCAACUUCCAACCGGUUUCUUACAAAUGGAACUCGGGGGACAAGUUAACCCUUGAGCUACCCAUUAACCUAAGAACUGAAGCUAUUGAAGAUGAUCGAUCUGAAUAUGCUUCCAUCAAAGCGAUCCUCUUUGGCCCCUAUCUGCUGGCAGCUUAUAGUGACGGUGACUGGGACAUCAAAACCGGAUCGACUGACUCUUUAUCAGACUGGAUAACUCCCGUUCCUUCUGCUUACAAUACUUUUCUCGUUACUUUCUCCCAAGAGUCUGGAAAGACAUCUUUUGCCUUAACAAACUCAAACCAGUCAAUAACAAUGGAAAAGUACCCCGAGCAAGGGACGAAUUCUGCUGUUCGUGCUACAUUCAGGCUGAUCAUCUUAAAUGACCCAUCUGCAAAAGUCUCAGAAUUGCGAGACGUUAUAGGCAAACGGGUCAUGCUAGAACCAUUUGAUUUUCCAGGAAUGGUUCUAGGAACUCGAGGAAAAGAUGGGGACCUUGCAAUUGCAGAAUCAAACUCUGAGGGGCACUUCUCUGAUUUCUAUCUGGUUGAAGGAUUGGAUGGAAAGAAUGGAACCAUAUCGUUGAAGUCAGCAGACAAUGAAGGGUGCUUUGUUUAUAGUGGAGUGAACUAUGAAUCUGGUCCACAGUUGAAGCUAAGCUGCAAGUCAAAGUUGUCAUCAGAUGAUGGUUUUGAUCAAGCGUCGAGCUUUGUGAUUCAAAAUGGAGUGAUUCAGUAUCAUCCGAUUAGCUUCAUUGUAAAAGGAGCGACCAGGAAAUUUCUGCUGGCACCACUGCUGAGCUUCAUAGAUGAAUCUUACACAGUUUACUUCAACGUUAUAGUUUAGCCCGAUAGGUUGAAAGAAUGAAAUAGCUAACUGAUAUAUCGUUAAGUCUUAUUACAAACUACAAUAUAGAUUAUUUAGUGAUUUUAUUGUCCCCUUUUUUUUUUCUCAAUCAGCUGUUCAAACGCUUUGUUAGAAGCUGAUUACUGUAAUGUAGUUGCUGGUAUAAAUAAAUAUGGUUAUAGUUGGUUUAAA